UAGCGUCACCAGUCCUGUGAUGGGUUACACGUGGGCCUCCAGCGAGCAACACUUCCGGAGUUUCACUUCCCGUUUGUAAGGGUUGGGCGAUCGAGUAAAACCCGGAGUUCAAUCUCCGCAAGUGUUUAAUAAUUUGGACAGUUUAAAUCGACUAUUACUUAAUCUUUGCGACGAAAUGCCCAUUGACUGGAUGGGAUACGGAUACUCCGCUCUGAUUGUGAUUGGAGGUAUUGUGGGUUAUGUUAAAGCAGGUAGUGUCCCCUCUCUGGCCGCAGGUCUGCUCUUUGGAGGCUUCGCUGGACUUGGUACCUACAAGAUAUGUCAGAAUCCAAAACACGUUUGGGUUCUUCUAGCAACCUCAGCAAGUCUAGCGGGGGUCAUGGGAUUCCGGUUUUUAAACUCCGGCAAGUUCAUGCCAGCGGGCCUGAUGGCAGCUGCCAGUCUGGUGAUGUUAGGUAGGACUGGACUAGGCAUGUUACAGAGACCCCAUGGGCCAUAGUGAUUAUCAGCAGAACUCUCCGGAUCCCAUGCAUACUAAUGGAGAUACUUUACAUGGCGUAAAUGACCAAUCAAGUAGACCUAGAUACUCUCACAAUUAUUUUUGUAUACCUGUAUGUAUUCUAUGGAAAAUAUAUUCUGAUCGUUUCUAUAAA
Molecule: messenger RNA, 653 nt
Organism: Paramormyrops kingsleyae
Lineage: Eukaryota; Metazoa; Chordata; Actinopteri; Osteoglossiformes; Mormyridae
Product: transmembrane protein 14C-like
Biological process (GO): regulation of heme biosynthetic process
Cellular component (GO): mitochondrial membrane
Source: RefSeq, a predicted model, not a curated record